UCCGACCUUCCUCGCCUCUUUGCACCUUUGCGUUUCUACCGACUGCCCAACGUCUUUACCGGGAGGAAGAAGCGGGUGAAAAACAAAAGCUGCUCUUUCCACGGUCCUGUCCAUUUCUGCAGACUUGUUCCGAGGCCGAGGCACCUCCAAGGUAGUGAUGGCUCUCCAGAGGACCCACGUGUUACUUCUGCUCUUGCUGCUGACCCUGCUGGGGCUGGGGCUGGUACAGCCCUCCUAUGGCCAGGAUCGCAUGUACCAACGAUUCCUGCGGCAACACGUGGACCCUGAUGCGACAGGUGGCAAUGAUGCCUACUGCAACUUGAUGAUGCAAAGACGGAAGAUGACUUCACAUUAUUGCAAGCGCUUCAACACUUUCAUUCAUGAAGACAUUUGGAACAUUCGUAGUAUCUGCAGCACCUCCAAUAUUCAGUGCAAGAAUGGCCAGAUGAACUGCCAUGAGGGUGUGGUGAAGGUCACAGACUGCAGAGAGACAGGAAGUUCCAGGGCUCCCAACUGCAGAUACCGGGCCAUGGCCAGCACUAGACGGGUUGUCAUUGCCUGUGAGGGUAAUCCAGAGGUGCCUGUGCACUUUGACAAAUAGGUGCUCCCCAGCAGGGGUUAUGGCCCAGCAACUGGCCUUUAACUUGCUCCUAAAAUAGCAAUGUGCAAUGCCUUUGAGCUGUCCCAGGCUCUGUCUCCUCUGCUUUUUUUUUUUUUUUAAUAUAUAUAACCCAUUCUGUUAAAUAUAUAGCAUGAAACAGAAAGAUGAGACAAACUUAUAAUGAGUCUGGGGUUUUACAUAAUAAGAUUCCUUUUAUUAGUCAGCUUAGCUCUCAGAUUGUAUCCUCUGGAACUUAGUCAUUACCUAGCACUUUCAGAAUUUCAAGGUGUUUUUAUCUAAGUUACCUCAUUUGAAUACCACAGCACCCUUGGGCUGCUUCCGCUACUGCAAUAUGCAAGAGCCGGAAGUUAAGGAAUUUGCUAAAACCAAAAAGCUAGUAGAAAAUCUGAGACAAAAAUCCAAUUUUACUGGCUACUAAUCCAGGCUUUUUCCACUUCAUCACAAGAAAUGUUUUGAAAGUAUCUGGUUUUUGUUAUUCCCAAAGCUCAGCUGCUGCGGGAAGUGUUAGAAAUUUGGAAAUAUAUACUGACAAAAUGAGAGCUAUAUCUGUAUAAUUUGGCAAGCUUGCUGUGUUUGGGUCUAAUAAGAUCAAGAAAUGAUACAAGGAAUUUUCUUUUCCUCUUCUCAAACUUUUGAGUCACCCUAGUAAAUCAGAGUAUUAAAAUGUACUAGGUCAUUAAGACGCAUUCUCUCUUCCUCUCUGAAAGAUUUUUCAUGCUUUCCUUAUAAUAAGAGAAAUAAAAUACCUUAAAUUUCAGUUAUUUGAAAAGA
Molecule: messenger RNA, 1393 nt
Organism: Phacochoerus africanus (Common warthog)
Lineage: Eukaryota; Metazoa; Chordata; Mammalia; Artiodactyla; Suidae
Gene: RNASE4
Product: ribonuclease A family member 4
Exons: 2
Coding region: 158-601 (147 amino acids)
Molecular function (GO): nucleic acid binding; RNA nuclease activity
Source: RefSeq, a predicted model, not a curated record